Molecule: messenger RNA, 1029 nt
Organism: Spirodela intermedia
Lineage: Eukaryota; Viridiplantae; Streptophyta; Magnoliopsida; Alismatales; Araceae
Source: the annotation of a GenBank genome assembly
AUGGCAGCAGCAUCUGCGUCGGCGAUGGCGUUCAUCCUGCGGCACCGCUUUUUCAUCUUCUCUGAGCUGCCGCAGUUCCAGAGGCGCCUCUUCUCUCUUCUCCUCCGCCACAGUUAUUGCUCCCCCUUGGCCGCCCCUGUUGCCUUUUUCCCGCUCUCAUCUGUUUCGGCGCGAGCGGCGGCAACACCGCCUCCUGUACCAGCCCUCUCAUCCUCCGGGCGAGCUGCUCCCUGCUUCCACUGGUCGAGGCCCUCUGUCCAUAGCUGCAGCGACAGGGCCUUCACCACCUCCGCAUCUUUAAAGCCUUCGUCCCCUAGGUUCACCAACACCGAUGCCUCGUUCGAUUGGUCUGACGAGGAAGACGGCGCGGACAAUACAAAGGAGCCAUCGCCGGCUAAGAAGGCACCUUUGGACAAAAGCGAACUGCCUCCACCCUACGACCCCUUCAACAAGAAGCCCGUCAUCGAGGAACCCAAGGACCCCAAAGAUCUUCAGGAGAUCUUCCACAAGAUGCGGACUGAGGGCCUCACCAACUACGCUAUCAAGAUGUUCGACGGAUUGUCAAAGGACGGCCUCACCCACGAGGCUCUUGCUCUCUUCUCUCAGAUCAAGGACAAGGGUGCCAUGCCCGACGUGGUGGCUCACACUGCCGUCAUCGAAGCGUACGCCAAUGCUGGAGGCCACUCCAAGGAGGCCCUCAAGACAUAUGAACGGAUGGUCGCCUCGGGAGUUAACCCCAAUGCGUACACCUACUCAGUCCUGAUCAAGGGCCUCGCGAAAGACGGCAAACUGAAGGAGGCGAGGAAGUGCGUCCUGGACAUGCUGGAGAAGGGAAUGAAGCCUAAUGUAAGCACGUAUACUUCUGUAUUUGAGGCUUUUGUGAGGGAGGACAAGGCCGACGGGGCAAAGGCGUUGCUGGAGGAGCUGCGGGCUAAGGGUUUCGCGCCAAACGAGAAGGCUGUUAGGGAGCACCUGGGCAAGCGUGGCCAUGUUUUCAGGAGCAUUAUGAACUUGAUCUUUGGGAAGUGA